CAAAAUGUCUUGUCAAAAUUUGAAGGUUAUGAUUUAUAUUUUAAAAUUUUAUAAACAAAAAUAAAUGAUACCGCUAUGAUGAUACCCCCUAACGUACAUCCUACUUUAUUUAUAAACAAGGAUUCCAAUUAUAUUUUAUUUAAAACAGCAAUUUAUUUUGCAGAACUUGGAUUAAAUGUGUGGUUUAUAUCACCUAAAGUUUUUGACAAGAUCCCUGACAAUAUUACAUCUCCUGAUAAAGAAACUUUAGAAAUAAUAACUUUUGUGUAUCUUCAAGAUUACAAAUCCUUAAUUAAUCACUUAAAUGCAAUACAUUUAUGGCAUAAGAUGCCAAGGGUGAUAAUAUUAGCUGGAUUUGAGACAUAUACAAACUUGUGCAAAGAAAAAUACAACCCACUCUUAUCAGGAAUAGUAUCUUGCUCCAUUCUAGAUAGUGCUUCUGUGUGUUUCAAGAAAAAUGAAAAACCCACUUUCAUCAUAGCUUCAACUGAAGAAGUUCCAGGCACUUACAUGGAUAGAUUUCAAGCUAUUCAUGACUUAUAUUUUCCUAAUGUCAUAGAACAAGGUUUCUGUAGACCUGUUUCUUCCAUUAAUUCGAAGGCGAAAUUGACAUUGUGAACCUUUUGAUCAAAUUCGUGUGGAGUCAAAUGAAAACUAUAAUGUGGCACAAAAAAUCCUUCCAACAAACCCAUCAGCAUAAUCAAAUAUACUCCAUCAUGAAACUGGCUUUCAAUUUCUGUUACUUCAAAGUUCAUCUUAUUCAAGUGUUUGUUGACAAAUGUUACCAAGGACUAAAAAAAAUGUUUA
Molecule: messenger RNA, 807 nt
Organism: Psylliodes chrysocephalus
Lineage: Eukaryota; Metazoa; Arthropoda; Insecta; Coleoptera; Chrysomelidae
Source: the annotation of a GenBank genome assembly